This is a messenger RNA of Thyridium curvatum, 1596 nucleotides long. RefSeq lists its product as uncharacterized. Gene Ontology annotation, molecular function: oxidoreductase activity, acting on paired donors, with incorporation or reduction of molecular oxygen, reduced flavin or flavoprotein as one donor, and incorporation of one atom of oxygen; heme binding; iron ion binding. The coding region runs from base 1 to 1596 and encodes 531 amino acids. The transcript is spliced from 3 exons. The record is from RefSeq and is a predicted model, not a curated record. NCBI's taxonomy places the organism in Eukaryota, Fungi, Ascomycota, Sordariomycetes, Thyridiales, Thyridiaceae.
AUGCAACCAGCCAUAGCCCUUGCCCUUGGCACGGCUUUAGUUCACUUCGCCGCCGUCAUCCUCAUAGACCGUGUGCGCCGCUACCGGGCUCUCGCCGCCUUGUCCCGCAAACACAGGUGCGCCCCGGCCCAGAGGGAACUCCCAUGGGACCUUCUGGGCCUGUACAAGGUCUGGAGCGCGGCCAAACACGUCAUCGCGGGCGACUCGCUCAAGGAUGCCGAGCGUCUAUUCGCAUCCUACGGCCAGACGUACGCCUCAUGCAUCCUCGGGCAGAGGGUCUUCUUCACGUGCCACCCGAGGAACAUGCGGCAGGUGCUCGUAUCGCGGUUCCAGGACUUUGACAGCUCCAAGGGCAUCAGGGACCACCUCUUCAGGCCCAUCACGGCGAGGGGGAUAUUCGCCCUCGACGGGGAGGACUGGAAGGCCGCGCGGGGCUUGUUCCGCGACCUGUUCUCCCACACGCGCACGCUGUUCGAUAUAGAGCUGCAGGAGCGCUGCUUCCAGAACCUACUUGUGCGGCUCGAGCACGAAGAGCGAACGAGCGGCAAAGCGAUGGACCUGCAGCCACGAUUCUUGGAUUUGAUGCUGGACCUGACGACCGCGUUUGCCAUGGGCGAGUCGUCCGAUGUGCUACGCCUGGACCAAAGCGCAGAAAAGAAGGAGUUCGUCGCAGCGCUGCUAUACGUCAAGAAGACGAUGGCGCGAGACGGGUUCUUGGGCCCGGUACACGUUUUCCUCAGCAAGAAGGAAUUUCACCGAUGUUGCGGUACAGUGCAUCGCUUCGUGGAGCGGGUGAUCCGGGAGCGGUUGGAGAGCAAAAGUCAGCUGGAGAAGAGCCAGAAAUCAACGCCGGACGGCGGUGAUGCCAGCGAACACAAGAAUCACGGCUGCCUCCUCGACGGGCUCAUGGAAUCGUCAACCAACGUUCUUGAGCUGCGGGACGGUGUCGUCACGAUCUUGAUCGCGGGCAUCGACUCUGUGGCCAGUCUACUGUCGACGACAUUCUUCUUGAUCGCGCGAGACCAGCGCGUCUUUGACAAGCUCCGCGAAAGCAUCCUGACCUCGAUCGGUCAUGAACAGCCCACAUACGAAUCUCUUCGCAAUCUUGGAUAUCUGCGACAUGUUUUCAACGAGACAAUGCGCGUGUACCCCCCAGUGCCCUUCAACGCCCGUACAGCCAACACCGACACCGUCCUGGCCGUGGGAGGCGGCCCCCACGGCGACGCGCCCGUUCUGGUCAAGAAAGGCGAGCGCGUGGUCUUCUCGUCGUGGGGCAGCCACCGCAGCCUGCAAAACUUUGGCGACGACGCCCAUGAGUUCCGCCCGGAGCGCUGGGACAAACUGCAGGCGGAGACGCUAGGCUUCAUUCCCUUCAACCAGGGGCCCCGAGCUUGCCCCGGACGUGGGUGGGUUCAAACAGAGCAUUACGCGCUGAUGGAGGCAUCUUACGCCACCGUCCGCCUGUUGCAGAUCUUUUCGAGUGUCAAGCCCAGGGAUGAGAAGGGAUGGCGUGAGAACCUUGGACUGAAUCUCUCCAACUUGAAUGGCACCGUUGUCGAGCUGGUGCGCGACCCGGCGGCUCCUGCGGCGGGCUAG